AUGCCGGGAACCCCUCCUGGCCCAUUUUGCAGAUCUACGAACAGGUCAAAACGUAUAUCAGGGUCGUGCAAGGCAGAUCGAGUUUGUUGCAUACCACUGCCCGUUGAUCUGCCCAUUGCCCGUCGUCCUCAACCGCCGCCCCAUCAGCAUCCGCCUCGACCUCGGCCUCCACCACCCUCAUCUCCGCUGCCGACCUUGAGAGGCGAGAGGAUCCAGGUCCUCGGCCACAGCAACGGCGGUACAGACUACAAGGUUCGACAGCACCACACCUCCGCCGUACACGCCCUAAAAGUCAUCCGAGAUGAAGCUGACCCGCCAUCCGCCGUCGGGCUCUCGGCGAUUCAUAUUCCGCUGCACCCGACUCCCCUAACUUCUCCACAAACAGAGGCGCGUUCUAUGCGGGGAUGA
Striga asiatica is the source of this 408-nucleotide messenger RNA. Lineage: Eukaryota; Viridiplantae; Streptophyta; Magnoliopsida; Lamiales; Orobanchaceae. The record is from the annotation of a GenBank genome assembly.